This is a messenger RNA of Lathyrus oleraceus (garden pea), 891 nucleotides long. RefSeq names its product (+)-neomenthol dehydrogenase. Bases 1 to 891 code for a protein of 296 amino acids. The record is from RefSeq and is a predicted model, not a curated record. Gene Ontology annotation, cellular component: membrane. NCBI's taxonomy places the organism in Eukaryota, Viridiplantae, Streptophyta, Magnoliopsida, Fabales, Fabaceae. The transcript is spliced from 4 exons. Gene Ontology annotation, molecular function: oxidoreductase activity, acting on the CH-OH group of donors, NAD or NADP as acceptor.
AUGGAAGAAGCAACAAAAAGGCUUGCAGUUGUAACGGGAGGUAAUAGAGGAAUUGGAUUUUCAAUAUGCAAACAAUUGGCUUCUAAUGGCAUCAAAGUUGUGUUGGCAGCAAGAGAUGAGAAAAAGGGUCUUGAAGCUGUUGAGAAAUUGAAAGAGCUUUCACUUUCUGGUGAAGUGGUAUUUCAUCAACUUGAUGUUACAGAUUCUGCAAGCAUUGGAUCAUUUAUAGAAUUCAUUACAAACCAGUUUGGUAAGCUGGAUAUCUUGGUAAACAAUGCUGCAAUUGUAGGAGCACAUAUAGAUGGAAAGGCUUUGGCUUCCUUAGGUGUUGUGGUAGAUCCUAGCCAAGUUGAUUGGACAAAAAUAUUUUCUGAAAACUCUGUAUUAGCUGAGAAAAGCCUUAGAACAAACUAUUAUGGAACCAAAGAAUUUACCAAAGCUCUUAUUCCCCUUCUUCAAUGUUCCACCUCCCCAAACAUUGUUAAUGUUUCUUCAUCUAUGGGAAGGUUGGAGAUUAUGUCGAAUGGACGGCCGAAAGAAGUACUAAGUGAUUUCCAAAAUUUAACCGAAGAAAAAAUAGAUGAAACUUUGAAUGGAUUUCUUAAGGAUUAUAAGGAGGGUUCACUAGAAAGUGAAGGUUGGCCUUUGGCAAAUUCUGCAUAUAUUGUUUCAAAAGUUGGUCUUAAUGCCUACACGAGAAUUAUGGCGAAUAAGUAUCCUUGUUUCUGCAUAAAUGCUAUUUGUCCUGGUUAUGUGAAAACAGAUAUGAAUCAUGGUAAUGGUGUUCUAACUUCUGAUGAAGGUGGUGAACCUAUUGUGAGAUUGGCAUUAUUACAAGAUGGUGCUCCUUCUGGUCUCUUUUUUUCUCGUAGCGAAGAGACAUCAUUUUGA